Clonostachys solani is the source of this 1029-nucleotide messenger RNA. NCBI's taxonomy places the organism in Eukaryota, Fungi, Ascomycota, Sordariomycetes, Hypocreales, Bionectriaceae. The record is from the annotation of a GenBank genome assembly.
AUGCUUCACCAACAGCCACGAGCAGGCUGUUACACGCCGCCGCGCGAGGCAGACGAACGCAGCCCAUUUGAGACCCCAGACCGCCGUUGCAAGCGCGAUGGUAUAGACGGCACGUCUGAUGCUGAGCCUGCAGAAGGCCCCUUCUCUAAGGCAGAAGUGGCCCGGGUUCUGUCAUCACAUUCUUACCAAACCGAAGACACGGCAUACGAAUUCACAACCACGACCUUCCGGAAGACCUCUCGACUUACCGUAGGCCACCCCAAGCCGGAUGGACCUAUAUUCAGAUGGUUCAGGUCAUGGAAUCACGAACGCAUCACGAAUGAAGCCAAGGCCAUGGAGCUGGUGUCUCGGAACACAACAAUCCCCGUGCCAAGACUGAUUGACCAUGGAGGACACCCAGACGGCCGCCGAUACUUGAUAACAGAGCGCAUCGAGGGAAUCACCCUCUCCGAGAUCCAACGUCGUAGCUGCCUGCAGCCACUGGGACAAAGCCACCCAGGCGACGUGCCCUGUCAGCAAUGUUUCGACCAGGCGCACGCCAACGCCGUCGACUUCAUCAACACAACCGUCCUGCCGCAGCUCGCAAAGCUGACGUCUCAUACCCGAGGUAUCGACGGGUUUGUCAUGCCCCCCCGCUGGCUCAGCCCUGACAUCCAGCCUCCGUGGAGGGGAAUGAAGCAGUGGAAGACUCUCCCCCGAGAGGAGCCCGAGUAUGUCUUCCAGCACGGCGACCUCGGGGCCCACAACGUGAUGGUGAACCCGGAUACUCUCCAGGCCACGGCCCUGAUCGACUGGGAGUAUGCUGGCUUUUACCCCCCCGGGAUGGAGCGAUGGACCGGGACUCUGGAUCGGGACGUGUACGCCAAGCUCGGUCGCGAUCUGGCCCGUCCGAUCGCGGAAUUUCUUGGUGAAGAGUACCUGGAAUACUACGACAAGUGGAGUGACAAGGACGAAUUGCAGGGCCUGAUCGAGUCUGGCCAGCUCCCGCACCCCGACGAAGUCAAACGUGGACUACAGCAAGCGGAGUAA